This is a messenger RNA of Trichoplax adhaerens, 1230 nucleotides long. RefSeq lists its product as uncharacterized. The transcript has 10 exons. NCBI's taxonomy places the organism in Eukaryota, Metazoa, Placozoa, Uniplacotomia, Trichoplacea, Trichoplacidae. The coding region runs from base 1 to 1230 and encodes 409 amino acids. Gene Ontology annotation, molecular function: metal ion binding. The record is from RefSeq and is a predicted model, not a curated record.
AUGUCGAAGCUUUCAGGGCGAAAAGUGACAAUUAAUCAUAGCGAACCUAAGGAAAAUUAUAGUGAACCUCAAAGAAAAAGUGUCUUUCUACGCCUAGGAACAUACAAAAAUUUAGAAGGCCACUGUCGAUACUGGGUUAAACUUGGACACUGUAACUUAAGACAUAAUUGUCCAUUUCUGCAUGACAAAAUGCAUCGUGGAAAAUUUAAACAAAACCAUCAGAGGAAUGAAGUCAGGGAUGAUUCAUCGAAAGAUAAAUUUGAUGCAGAUAGGCAUGUUUGGACGUCAAAAGAAUCAAGUAAUUCAAGGCAAACGCAUUCAGAAUAUAGAAGGAGUAAUAGUCAAGAUUCGUCAUCCAGGCAAAAUAAGAGAAUUAGGAGAGAAAGUGAUAGUGAUUACUAUGAUAAAGAAGACGAAAGAAGACUUUUGAAAAGACGAGAAGAAAUUAAUAAUGAGCUUAAGGAACUGAGCGAGAUUCAAGAUGUUGAUAAAUUUGAUGACCUAAGUGAAAAUUUGUCCGACGAAGGUUCUGAUAAUGUUGCACCGUUCUAUGAGCAGACUGGAGAAGGUUUGGAAAUAGAGUUUAACAAUUGCAGUGAAGAUGCAAACUUUAAGGUGACAGUUUCAAAUAGUAAAUCUUCCGAUACGACCUUACAUCGUAUAAAUGAUAAACGACAGUUUAACAAUGACUUGGUGAACCAGCAAAAUAAAGUAUACGUUGACGGCCAAGAAGAUAUUUCAGAUGAAGAUAAUAGUGAAAAUAUGGCAAAGUUACAAAGUAGCAGUGAUAUCACCACUUCUAGAAGUAGUGUUAGCUACGACAGAUCAAUGUCUAUGAAAGAAAGUGACCCAGUCAAGAAUGUCAGUUAUAAUAUAGACUGUUCGUCAUUUAGUCCUCGUCGAGAACCUAGUGGACCUUCCUUUUCUAAUAACGAUAUAUUUAGUGAUGUAAGUGAUGACGAUACAGACGGUGUUACCGAUACAAAUGCUAGUUGUUCAUCGAAGCAAGAUAAGCGUAGUAAGUUACUUUACGACGAUAUUAGUGAUGAAGAUUUAGACCCUACGACAAAUAAUGAUGAUGAUCAAUUAAGUACGAGUAGUGAGGAUGUCGUAGAUCAUACUAGUAUUGGGAAAAGUCCUUCACAGCGAGUAACCAUGAAGAAUUCCAACGAACGAUUAGCAGGGAAUUAUGCCAGUAAGUCUGAAACUAUUGAUCAAUACAGUAAUUAA